AUGCCCACGACACAGGCGCCUGCACCAGAAGCGGACACCCCAAAGACGGUCAGACUGCACAUCACCCCGCUCAAGCCUGAGCUGCUCAAGGUCUACCUCGCGCCCUCCGUCUUACCGCUCGCGCGCAACGUCUCCUACCACACCGUCCACACGUUUCCCGAAAAGGGCUACGGCUACGUCGAGCUGCCCGAGCAGGAGGCGCAGAAGAUCAGGAAAAAGCUCAACGGCACCACGCUCAAAGGCUCCAAGGUGCGCAUCGAAAUGGCCAAGCCAGAGAAGCGCAAGGUGCGCGAAGAGGCAGACGCCGCGCCCGAGGACAAGCCGUCCAAGCGCGCAAAGAAGGAGAAGAAAGACAAGUCGGAGAGGAGGAAGCGGGACCCGGGUGUCUUUGACGGUGUAGAGCUGCCAGACGACCGCAAGGUCAAACGCGGCUGGACCGAGCCCGCGUCCGCCAAGAGCAGGAGCAAAGACAAAAAGGACAAGAAGAGCAAGGACGACAAGCACCAGCCAAAGCCCUCAAAGUACACAAAGGAGCCCGAGCUGCUCUUCAAGGCAAAGCUCGAGCCCGUUGCUGCGACCGAGCACUCGCGCAGGGAGAAGAAAAAGGACAAGAAGGAGAAGAAGGAGAGGAAGACCAGGACAAAGGAGGUGAUUGUGCAUGAAUUCGAGAAGAACACAAAAACGCCCUCUUUCCUCAAGGUAGCCAAGGUCUCGACAGAGAAGAAGCCGCCCGUCGAGUACGUGAACGGGCUGGGAUGGGUGGACGAGGACGGCGCCGUGGUCGAGCCGGAGACGAAGAAGGCGGCCCACAGCAGAGUGUUGCAGCUUGUCGACGGACAGCAAUUGGUCGAGCCGCCGCCUACAGACUCACAGGGACGGCCGAUCGUCAGGCCUGCACCGCCUCCCACCGACUCCCAGGGCCGACCGCUCAAGCCGGCGAAGAAACAGAAGCCGAACAAGGCCACGCCGCCGCCCGAGUCGGACGCAGAGUCGGAUGCAGAGUCAUCUGUUGUAUCAUCGUCCUCUGAAGAUGAGCCCGAGUCUGAGUCCGAUUCCGAGUCCGAGAGCGAAGACGACGAUAAAGAUAAAGACGACGGAGCCUCGCCCACGCCCUCCCCCGUGCAGAGCAAAUCUGUGCCGAAAACAUCGCAGCCCACCUCUGAACCAUCGCCAGCACCCACAUCCGCCGAGUCCAAACAAGUCCACCCUCUAGAAGCACUCUUCAAACGCGCCCCUCCCACCUCUCUCAGCACACCGACAAAACCCCCACCAAUCAACACCUCCUUCUCCUUCUUCGACAACGAAACCACAUCGCCCUCGGCACCCGCUGCGUCCACCGAGACAACCGAAGGCGCACCCACCACGCCCUUCACGCAGCGCGACCUCGAGUGGCGCGGCCUCCGCAGCUCCGCCCCAACCCCCGACACCGCCGCCAUCGGCCGCCGCUUCUCCUUCCACUGGCGCAAAGGCAGCCACGAGGCCGACGAAGCCUCAGACGAAGAAAUAAGCGACGUCGACGCCGGCGAGCAAGCCCAGCUCGAUCUCAACACGCGCGCCAACACGCAAUCAAAGACCCUCGCCGACGUGGCCGAGGAGGAGGAGGAGAACGCUGCGGUAGACGUUGCUGUCGACGACAAGCCCGAGAGCGAGUUCCGCAAGUGGUUCUGGGAGAAUCGCGGCGAUAUUAACCGCGCGUGGAAGAAGCGGAGACGCGAGGCGCUCAAGGCCAAGCGCCACGCUGAUAACCGCAAGAUGACGGGCGGGCGGCAGGUUAGGUGA
Molecule: messenger RNA, 1779 nt
Organism: Ascochyta rabiei
Lineage: Eukaryota; Fungi; Ascomycota; Dothideomycetes; Pleosporales; Didymellaceae
Exons: 1
Coding region: 1-1779 (592 amino acids)
Molecular function (GO): nucleic acid binding
Source: RefSeq, a predicted model, not a curated record